Messenger RNA from Elgaria multicarinata webbii, 3431 nucleotides. It is a transcript of the gene FGFR4, whose product is annotated as fibroblast growth factor receptor 4. The record is from RefSeq and is a predicted model, not a curated record. Gene Ontology annotation, biological process: positive regulation of cell population proliferation; regulation of bile acid biosynthetic process; fibroblast growth factor receptor signaling pathway. The transcript has 18 exons. Lineage: Eukaryota; Metazoa; Chordata; Lepidosauria; Squamata; Anguidae. The coding region runs from base 309 to 2729 and encodes 806 amino acids. Gene Ontology annotation, cellular component: signaling receptor complex; plasma membrane. Gene Ontology annotation, molecular function: fibroblast growth factor receptor activity; fibroblast growth factor binding; ATP binding.
CGCGGCUCCGAGCGCGGCUGGGCAUCUCGCUCCUGCUAGCCUGGGAAGAGCCAGGCGCGGCGGACGGUACGGAGAAGGGAGAGAAAGACCGACAGCGCUUGCUCGGGCGGAUUUAUUCCUUUACGCGGGACUCGCCGCCGGGCUCUGCGAUCGAGGGACUGGAGCCGAGCUGCCUUCCUCAGCCGGCUGUCCAGCGAGGGAUGGAGCCCGCCCCGCAGCACGGAGUAGCGGCGCAGCGCUGAGGCGGCCGAAGGAGGUGAGGGCUUGAAGAUCCAACCAAGAGCCAAGGGAUAAGAAGAGAUAACAGGAUGACAGCCCUGUUGCGCGGCCUUCUUAGGUUCCUUGCAGUGGCAACAACAUGGGCUUGGCCAGCUUCUUCCACAGAAGGAACCAUGGAUCCAGAGAUGUUUCACAGCCACAUGCUGGAGGCAGAGGAGGAGCACCUGCUACUUGACCCAGGAAGCCUGCUGAAGCUCUACUGCAGCACCAACCACAGCCUUGCUAUCACAUGGUAUAAGGAAGCCAAGCAGCUUUUCCCAAGUGGACGCAUCCACAUGCGGCAGAGCAUGCUGGAGAUUUCUGAAGUCACUUACGAAGAUUCAGGGCUGUACUCAUGCCGGGCACGGAGCACUGGGGAAAGCCUGCAUAACUUUACCAUCUCUGUUGUGGAUUCAUUGGCCUCGGGUGACGAUGAUGAAGACAGUGAUGCAGACAGUGCCCAUGUCGAUUCCAACGAGGAGCCCAUACACACCCGGCGAGCUCCCUACUGGACGCAUCCCCAUCGAAUGGACAAGAAGUUGUACGCAGUCCCGGCAGGAAAUACAGUCAAGUUCCGCUGCCCAGCCUCAGGGAGCCCCAACCCAACCAUCCGCUGGCUGAAGAAUGGGCGGGAAUUCCGAGGGGAGCACCGUAUUGGCGGGAUCCGGCUGAGGCAUCAACACUGGAGCUUGGUCAUGGAAAGUGUGGUACCCUCCGACCGAGGCAACUACACUUGCCUGGUAGAGAACAAGUUUGGCAGCAUCCGCUACAGCUACUUCCUGGAUGUGCUAGAGAGAUCCCCGCACAGACCAAUCUUGCAAGCCGGCCUGCCUGCCAAUACCACAGCAGUGGUGGGCAGCAACGUGGAGUUCUUUUGCAAGGUCUACAGCGAUGCCCAGCCCCACAUCCAGUGGCUCAAGCACAUUGAAGUGAAUGGGAGCAGCUACGGCCCAGACGGAGUCCCCUACGUGCAAGUGCUUAAGACGGCAGAUAUUAACAGUUCAGAGGUGGAAGUGUUGUACCUGCACAAUGUCUCCAUGGAAGAUGCUGGUGAAUACACGUGCCUGGCAGGGAAUUCUAUCGGCCUCUCCUACCAGUCGGCCUGGCUUACUGUGCUUUCAGAUGAAGAACAAUUGCAAGAGGUGAUUGCCCCUGAAAUCAAGUACACCGAGAUCAUUAUCUACACUUCGGGGUGUUUAGCUGUCGCAAUGGCUAUCGUCAUUGCUAUUUUGUGCCGGAUGCAAAUGCAGACAAACAAGCAGCCCCUGGAGCCCAUGGCUGUCCACAAACUCUCCAAAUUCCCACUCAUCCGGCAGUUCUCCCUGGAAUCAAGCUCGUCUGGGAAGUCCACCACGUCACUGAUGCGCGUCACCCGCCUCUCAUCAAGCUGCACACCCAUGCUGGCUGGGGUCAUGGAAGUGGAGCUGCCGCUGGACUCCAAGUGGGAAUUUCCACGAGACAGGCUGGUGUUGGGCAAGCCACUAGGCGAGGGCUGUUUUGGACAGGUGGUGAGAGCAGAAGCCUAUGGGAUUGAUCAAGAACGGCCAGAGCACCCCAUCACUGUUGCUGUCAAGAUGCUGAAAGAUAAUGCCACUGACAAGGACUUGGCCGACCUCAUCUCAGAAAUGGAAAUGAUGAAACUGAUGGACCAGCACAAGAAUAUCAUCAACCUGUUGGGUGUCUGUACACAGGAUGGGCCUCUCUAUGUGAUUGUGGAGUUUGCUGCCAAGGGGAACUUGCGGGAGUACCUGCGUGCUCGUCGCCCUCCCACACCUGAUUACACCUUCGAUAUUACCAAGAUGCCUGAGGAGCAGCUGUCUUUCAAAGACUUGGUCUCUUGUGUCUACCAGGUGGCACGUGGCAUGGAGUACCUGGAGUCCAAACGGUGCAUUCACCGGGACCUGGCUGCUCGCAACGUCCUUGUCACAGAAGAGAAUGUCAUGAAAAUUGCUGAUUUUGGCUUGGCCCGCGGAGUUCAUGACAUAGAUUACUACAAGAAAACCAGCAACGGCCGUCUGCCAGUAAAAUGGAUGGCGCCAGAGGCCCUCUUUGACAGGGUGUACACGCACCAGAGCGAUGUGUGGUCCUUUGGAAUUCUGAUGUGGGAGAUCUUUACAUUGGGUGGUUCCCCAUAUCCGGGCAUCCCCGUGGAAGAACUCUUCAAACUCCUGAGAGAAGGCCACCGCAUGGACAAGCCCUCCAACUGCACCCAUGAACUGUACAUGAUGAUGAGAGAAUGCUGGCAUGCUGUGCCUUCCCAACGGCCCACCUUCAAGCAGCUAGUGGAGGGACUGGAUAAGGUCCUGGUGGCUGUCUCUGAAGAGUACCUGGACCUGUCGAUGCCCUUUGAACAGUAUUCCCCAUCCUGCGAGGACACUACCAGCACCUGCUCCUCUGAUGACUCAGUCUUCACCCAUGACCCUCUGCCCAUCACUCCUUGCCUCUUCCCCUAUCACAAUGUGAGGACAUGAGGACAGGGGCAGGCCGUGGACCCCAGGGAGUGUUUUGUGGUUGUCUUCUUCUGUUCCUAGAGGAUUAUGCAGCUUGGGAACAGAAGUUCUCACAUUGUCCCUGGUGGAGGAAAGAGUUGGGAGCCGCCUAUCAGCAAAGGCCCAAGAGUCUGCAUCCCAAGCUUCUGGAGCCUGCUGGACAUAAGCAACCCAAGGUUCCCCAGCGAGGACAGGUUGCUUUCCUUGUAAACUUCUGCAGGUGCUCCUGCCACUCCUGUUGGUGCUUCCAUGCCCUCUGUAAUCUCAGGUUCCUUCAAAGCUGUUGCUCUAGCUGAGCCUUGGAUGCCACCAGCUGCCUGGAGAAGUAGGACCAGAUGAGCAGGGAGGAACCUAAUCCUGGGGAGAGGAGCACUUUCUACGUGCCUGUGCUCCUACCCAAGCUGUGGGACCUUCUCCCCAGCCACAGGGCACCCUGCUUGUUUGUUUGACACUAUUCCCAAUUAAUAAUAUUUUUUAUAAAAUCUCAUUCUUUGGCAGGAGCCAGCCAGCUUUCUCAGGCCACCCAUCCUCAUCCGGACACAUGGCCAACAAGGACAGAAAUCCAACACAGGGCAUGGACCUUCCCUUCUGGCUCCUGCUGCCCCUUGUACAUAACCCUAGAGAUAAAUAUUUAUGUACAUAUCAUUUCUAAUGCACAUGAAUUAUCUACACCCAUAAAUUAUU